Molecule: messenger RNA, 4407 nt
Organism: Thalassophryne amazonica
Lineage: Eukaryota; Metazoa; Chordata; Actinopteri; Batrachoidiformes; Batrachoididae
Product: ras-related protein Rab-11A
Exons: 5
Coding region: 132-779 (215 amino acids)
Biological process (GO): melanosome transport; exocytosis; neurotransmitter receptor transport, endosome to postsynaptic membrane
Cellular component (GO): transport vesicle; axon; postsynaptic recycling endosome
Molecular function (GO): GTP binding; GTPase activity
Source: RefSeq, a predicted model, not a curated record
CCACAGAAGAAGAACUAGUAGUGGAAGUAGGGCGUCCAAACAGAUUGCUGUUGGAAGGAUAAAGCUCAGCAGAUUACGUUAUUUUAAACAUUAUACAUUGAUUGUGAGGCUCGCAGUUGUUUUGUGUGACGAUGGGCACUAGAGAUGACGAAUAUGAUUAUUUGUUCAAAGUUGUACUGAUUGGUGAUUCGGGUGUGGGAAAGAGUAACCUGCUGUCCCGUUUCACCCGCAAUGAGUUCAACUUGGAGAGUAAGAGCACAAUCGGGGUGGAGUUUGCCACGCGCAGCAUCCAGGUGGACGGGAAGACGGUGAAGGCACAAAUCUGGGAUACAGCUGGUCAGGAGCGCUACCGUGCCAUCACGUCAGCUUACUACCGCGGGGCGGUGGGGGCUCUGCUGGUCUAUGACAUCGCUAAGCAUCUAACGUACGAGAACGUGGAGCGCUGGCUGAAAGAGCUGCGAGAUCACGCCGACAGCAACAUCGUCAUCAUGCUGGUGGGCAACAAGAGUGACCUGCGCCACCUGCGUGCCGUCCCCACAGAUGAGGCGCGGGCGUUCGCUGAGAAAAACGGCUUAUCUUUCCUCGAGACGUCAGCCCUGGAUUCUACCAACGUUGAGACGGCCUUCCAGACGAUUCUGACAGAGAUCUACCGUAUCGUUUCCCAGAAGCAGAUGUCAGAGCGCCAGGAGAGCGACAUGUCGCCCAGCAACAACGUGGUCAACAUCCAGGUGCAGCCCACCGAGAACAAACCAAAGAUGCAGUGCUGUCAGAACAUCUAGCCUACCCUGUGGAUCUGCCGCCACUCCAGCCUGCUUCUUUUUUCCUCUCCUCCUCCUCCUCACAUUUCCUCCUCGCUCGUCCCCGUGCCGCCCUGUCUCUCAACUCUCCAGGCCCCGCCCUCAGAAAACAGACUGCCUUGGUGCACUGUGUGGUGUGGACAGGAGGAGCUGUAGCUGCACCUGCCUGUAUCUGCCCACCCAGAACACCCCCCACCCCCAGGUAAAUAUACCUCCCCAGUACAAGAGGUUGGUGUAUGGGGUGGCCUCCCGCCCCCCAUGCACAGAGCAGAGCCCCCGUGUCUUUAGGCGACUGUGGGACAGCAGGCAUUUCAUAUCACGUUAGAUUUCAUUACUGUAGAUGCGCUGACAUGUCACAAAAUGUCUUAAUAUAUGAAUGUGAUUUCUUUUUUCUCUCUUCAUUUUGUGCCCCUGUUGAUUUUCCACCUUUUUUUUUAUUAUCUAUCGUUCUCUGUAUUGUAUCACAUCUAUUAUUAGGUAUCUAAGAAUUAAAGGAUUGAAGUGUAUUCCUACAUACGAGCUUCUCUUCUGUCGUUUUUAGGUUAGCUCCUCCUCCUCAGUACCACCUGCUGUUUGGGGGUGAAACCGUCUGGAUGUACCGAGCACAGUGUAGCCACAUGCUCCGCCUGCCCGUUUGCUGUGAAUAUGGCGCUCGUGUAAUGCAGGAGCUUGGAACUGCUGAGUUUGUGGUGGGCGUCGGUUAUUUUUAAUGUGCUCAGGUGACAUCGCGCGCUGUGACGCUGUGCGGGUUUUUAGCUUCGGGCUAAUCAAAGCUGAACGCUGCGUUCAUCCUCCGUGUGGCACCGUGGGCCUGGUUGUGCUUAUUGUCAAAAGAACUUUGUAAUUGGAGACAUUUCAGUCCAAUGUUGGGAAGAACAGUUUGCAUAGAUUUCCCGUCGCGGAGGGCGAUGGUGUUUGGAAAGGUGAAGAGGUUUUCUGUGCGGUUUGUGGAGACUGUGCAGGCUGCUGCCCUCUGACAUGCUAACGCUUUAGCACUCGCUGCAGACUUCACCAGGAUCACCAGAGAGGCGGGGACUGAACAAGUCUCCACUGUGAUCAGAAUCUGGCCCUGGUUCCACUGGUGGAACCAUGUAGUUCCCCUUGAGAUCAGACACUAGCUCUUGUGGUGGAAAAGCUUUUGCAUAUUUGACUACAGCUAUGCAGAAAAAACGCCACUAAGCUGAUGAACUUCAAACUACAGAAACAUUCCUGAUCACAUGAUGACCAGAAGUCUGUGCAUGAAUCCACAUAAAUUCAGCUCCUGCUGCUCCUGAAGGCAAAUCGACGAGUCGGGUAUCAUGUGCAGAAUUAAUCGAGGUGUUUCCCUGAGCCUUGAUUUUGUUAAAUGUCUCAGAUGAGGUUCAAAGGCACGCUGAGAAUCUGGACCUCUGAUUGAAGGAGGCCUGAGGGCGGUUUUUAUCCAACACUUCCUGUCUGAAUUGGUCAGAAGUCUUUUUUUGAAAUCCUCUACAAUUUAAAGGCAUCAAAAUGCCGCUUCAGCGAAACGUUUUGAGCUCGACUGUGAAGUCAUGAUGUCAGAUCAGUUAAACCUGAUGUGUGUUUAAAGUUUGCUGAAUGUUUUCAGGUCUCAGCAUUUCUGGGCUUUGGUGAAAGAAUGAAACCUAAGAACAGUCUCUGAAUCCAAAAGACUCUCAGGGAAAUCCACGUUGACGUGGUCGUACAUAAAGACGCUGCAUCCAUUCCUACAGUGGGCGGCUGAGUUCAAUAGGGGACGACAGAGUGCUGAGUUUGGCAGCUGAUGGCCUGGUGGUGAUUGGGUGAUUUCGUGUUUGUUCUCUUCCACCCAUUACUUAAACAUUCCGGCAGAAUCAUUUGGUUUGCGCUGGGUGCGCACCACACACUCCCAAUCCUGAUUAGAAGACCUGAUUAAUCACGCCAUCGUUUUUGAAUCCAAUCCGGCUCCUUUCAGAUAUUAAGUGAACAACAGGAAACCUGAAGCAGCUUCAGAAAUUGCUGAGAAAUUAUGAUGGGGUGGUAUUUUUUGGGGUGUGGGGGCAGGUUAUUUGUGGACUAUGUUCUCUCAGUUUAUGAUCUGACCUAUAAAACAAUCCAGACUUUUUAAAGCGGCUGUAAAGGCAAACUCGCCGGCAAAGUUAAUGUUUCAUCAGGUUUAAGGCCUCUCCUCGUACGGGUCGUCAUCAUGGUUACUGUGGCUUUGACCAUCCUUACUGUCCAGCGGUGACGCCAGUGAACUGAUGACCAAUCAGAUGUUUAGGUUGACGUCAUGUCCCGGCAUGUCGACCACCAGAGGGCGCUGUGUUUGAAGAACAACAAAAGCGUCUCAUUCCAGAAUGAUCUCACAGUGGAGCUCACAAUUUUCAUCUGGGAGUUAGUUUUAUGCCACUUCAUGCCACUAGGGGGCGCAUGUUGUCCAUGAUGUUCCUCUGAGUGACUUUCAGAUCCUCACUCAGGUUUAUUUUCAUUCAGCUUUAGCACAUUUAUAUGGACGGCACUGUCGCACAAAUUAGACUCCUAACAAAUGUUCACUAGUGAAAAAAACACAAGAAAAGACAAAAUUCUGUUUGGUAAAAAGGCAAAUCAGUGGAUUUAGUCAGCUUUGUGAAAUAAACUCACUCUCUCUCUCUCGCUUUUGGGGACAUAACCGCAGUUGUUAGCACUGUUAGCUCACAGUGAGAAGGUCCCGGGGUCGCUUCCUGACUGGUCUUUUCUGUGUGGCGUAUUCCCACUGUGUGCGCCAGCCUCGUCCCAUGUCCAAACACCUGCAGGUUCGGUGAAUUGGUGACUCUAAAUUGACUGUAGGUGCGAGUGUGAAUGUUUGUCUGUGUGUGGCCCUGCGACAUACUGGCGUCCUGUCCAGGGUGACGCUGCCUCUCACCCAGUGCCCUCCACGUGACCCUUAAUUGGAAUAAGUGGAUUUAGUAAAUGGGCACACCUGGUCACAGUGCCUCCCCCUGCUGCCCUCGUUAACCAUCACCCGCUCACCAGCUAACAUCAUACCCGUGUCCUCCUCGCCCGUCUGCAUGGACAGAUGGGUGUCACGUGAAGCCUAUGCACACCGAGCUGCCUCUUACUCAACACAUGGCUUUUUGUAGGACGGAGUCCACGACGUGUUGCCUUAUGUCGCUAACAUUACCGUUAGGGUUUGAGGGUUAGGUCUGACUAGUUCGCGUGACACGCUCAGUUUCCAUGUGGUCGGUCCUGUAAUUGAGAGACGUCUCGCUGGCGCCCCCGUGUGUGUCUGCGGUUCGAGGUGAGGGAUGGAUGGGUAGCUCUGGAGUGUGUGAGCCUGGCUGGCAGCGCCAAUGGCGUUUGUUUAAACAGACGGCACUGCCAGCCGCGCUUCUCCAGACAGUUGCUGGUGAUCUGUGGACAAAACUGAAUCUUCUUCUGAAAACAUGAUUUCUGAUCCUGUUUCCUCGACCUCUAUUGUGUUUUUUUUUUUUUUUUUUUUUUUUUUUUUUUUGUUUCAGUAACGUGUUCAGUGAAAUUGUCAUUUCAGAUGUGGAGGGCUGAUUGUUGGGGGGGGGGUCAAAAUGAAUGCUUUUAUGUUUUGUACAGAUUGAGAAAUUGUAUAAUUGUGUCAAUAUAAGUUAUCAGCUCAUCAUAAUAAAGCGCACCAGUCAAACAC